AUGAGAUAUUAUAAGGCUGCAUCUUUUUAUACUCUCAGUAAACCUGCAUCAAUUCAGGCAGAGGUUCUGCAAAAUGGCCCAAUAGAAGUUUCUUUCCAGGUUUACCAAGAUUUUUAUGCAUAUAAGAGUGGUGUUUAUAAGCACACCACUGGAAAAUUGGUUAGUCGUCACUCAGCCAAAAUUAUUGGAUGGGGAGCUCAAGGGGAAACUAAUUAUUGGAUUGUUGCUAACUCUUGGGGUGAUACUUGGGGUAUGAAUGGAUACUUCUGGAUUGCUUUUGGAGAUUAUGGAAUUAAUAAUACUGGUGUUGCUGGACUUCCUGCAGUCUAA
Molecule: messenger RNA, 330 nt
Organism: Blepharisma stoltei
Lineage: Eukaryota; Ciliophora; Heterotrichea; Heterotrichida; Blepharismidae
Source: the annotation of a GenBank genome assembly